This is a messenger RNA of Anolis carolinensis (green anole), 4910 nucleotides long. It is a transcript of the gene zbtb34, whose product is annotated as zinc finger and BTB domain containing 34. NCBI's taxonomy places the organism in Eukaryota, Metazoa, Chordata, Lepidosauria, Squamata, Anolidae. Gene Ontology annotation, molecular function: protein binding; RNA polymerase II cis-regulatory region sequence-specific DNA binding; DNA-binding transcription factor activity, RNA polymerase II-specific. Gene Ontology annotation, biological process: regulation of transcription by RNA polymerase II. The coding region runs from base 172 to 1653 and encodes 493 amino acids. The transcript has 2 exons. The record is from RefSeq and is a predicted model, not a curated record.
GCCUGUCAGGCGCCGCUCCCCGCCGAUGGCGACCCGGUAGCGGAAGUGUUCGCGGAGCGGCUUCCGGGCGCUGUGGGGGCGGCGGGCCAGGGCCGAGCUCCGUCCCGUCCGGCGGGCCCGCCCUGUGAGGAGACCCCGAGGCCCCUCAGGUUUCACUUCACGUCAGAAGACAUGGACAGCAGCAGUUUCAUCCAGUUUGAUGUUCCUGAGUACAGCAGCACCGUACUGAGCCAGCUGAAUGAGCUUCGCCUGCAGGGAAAGCUUUGUGAUAUCAUUGUACACAUCCAGGGUCAGCCGUUCAGAGCUCACAAAGCCGUUCUAGCUGCCAGUUCUCCAUAUUUCCGUGACCAUUCAGCAUUAAGCACCAUGAGUGGCCUGUCAAUAUCAGUCAUCAAAAACCCCAAUGUCUUUGAGCAGCUGCUCUCUUUUUGUUACACUGGAAGGAUGUCCUUGCAGCUGAAGGAUGUUGUCAGUUUUUUAACAGCUGCUAGUUUUCUACAGAUGCAAUGUGUCAUUGAUAAGUGCACCCAGAUACUGGAAAGCAUUCAUUCAAAGAUCAGCGUCGGCGACGUCGAUUCUGUCACCGUGGGGGCCGAGGACCCUCUGGAAAAUCACAAUGGGGUGAAAGACAGUAGUUACUUUGCCAAUCCAGUUGAAAUCUCUCCUACCUAUUGCCCACGGGUGCGGCAGUCUGCUUCUGGGUGCGACCUGCAAAUGGAAACAACCCCGACGAAGGGCCUACGUAGCCGCCUCCAAGAAGAAGGGCAUUCGGACCGCGGAAGUAGCGGGAGCGUCUCUGAAUACGAGAUUCAGAUAGAAGGCGAUCACGACCAAGCUGACUUGGUCAUCCGAGAGAGCCAGGCUGCUGAGGUCAAAGUCAAAAUGGAAAAAAACGACCGGCCAAGUUGUUCCGAUAGCUCUUCGCUUGGCGAUGAUGGGUACCAUACGGAAAUGGUCGACGGGGAACAAGUGGUGGCAGUCAACGUUGGAUCCUACGGCCCCGUUUUGCAGAAUGCCUACUCGUACUCCCAUGGGACAUCACAAUCUGCUGGAAUAUCUGAAUCUUUUGGGAGCCUGAGGAACUCGAGCUCGUCCCGGUCCAUGCUGGGGUCUUUCAGAGGCCGAGGGCGUCAGAAGCGGCUCUCUGCGAGCCACUUGCAUAGCGACGUCCCAACCCUGGCGCAAGGAGGAGACGGCGAAUCGGCAGGAAGCCAACCAAACUACGACGACAGUCCGAGGGAAAGGAAUGUCCGAGCUCACUGGUACGCCUACAGCGAAAGGCUCAUCUGUAUAUACUGCGGGAAGUCUUUCAACCAGAAAGGGAGUCUUGACCGGCACAUGAGGCUACAUAUGGGGAUAACUCCCUUUGUGUGCAAGUAUUGUGGGAAAAAGUACACACGCAAGGACCAGCUGGAAUACCAUAUCCGCGGACACACUGACGACAAGCCUUUCCGCUGCGAGGUUUGUGGGAAAUGCUUUCCUUUCCAGGGAACCCUGAACCAGCACCUGCGGAAGAACCAUCCCGGCGUGGCCGAAAUAAGGAGCCGAAUGGAGUCUCCGGAAAGAACAGAGGCCUACGGCGAACCGAGAGAGGACGACGCCUCGGCCUCAGAAACCUUGGAUUACAGCAUGGACAUGCACACGUCAGAUUAAGAACAUCUGUGCGCCUUGGCACAACCCGAGCAAAAGCACAUCGAUCAACGCAUUUCCUUCUUAAUGCUUUUGAUCAUUUUGACAACAGAUAACAACAGCAUUGGGAUUUUCCUUCCCUUUUGUUUUGUUUUUGAGCAAGUCUUGUGGAUGUUGUUUCUGAGUAGAAAGCUACUGUUUUGUUUUGAAGGAAGUAGGGGUAGCUUUAUUCCCUAAAGAUUUUAUAUAUACAUACAUACAUAUAUAUAUAUAUAUAAUAAAGGGAGAAAAUAUUAUAGAAAUGAUGCACUUGCAGUGGGUGGGGCUAUGGCAAUGACAGAUAAAUAAGGCAAGUAUUAGAGGCCGACGCAGCGAGAGCGUGUGUUGUGCUUUGCACACCCAAUCCUGUUGCAUGUCUACUUGGAAGGAAGUCCCACUGAAUUCAGUUGGACUUAACUCCUGGUCCGUCUGCUAGGAUUGCAGCCUUAACCAAACAAAUGUAUAGGAAUGCGUCCCAGAGAUCCCAUCCAUGUGUCAUACUACGUUCGGGGCUUGGACGGGGUUUUAUUUGUUUUUUGGAGUAACUAUUUUGAUAGCUUUGAAUUUUAUAUAAUAUAUAUAUUAUUAUUAUAUAUAAACAUAUAUAAAAUGUUCACUUUUUUCUCUUCUGGUUGAGGGUGAAUGUAGACAUACCUUUACAUGGGAACUGAGAAAAAGAAAUCUCUCUACAAGACUUUCAACUGUUAAUAUAUUUUUUUUCUUUUUCUUCAUGGAGGGAAUGUUUUCACGAAGCUUUCCCUGCCAUGUUCAACUCUUGUGUCCAAAAGCGAACGAAUCUUAUUCCAAAAUAAGGUUUGCUCCAUAGCAUACAUAAACCAAAUGCCAUAAAUGUAUUAACUUACGAUGGGGAUUGUUUGGGGGCUUUUUAAAAAAUCUUGUCUAGAAUACAAACUGGACAACCUGUGGUGCUGAAUCCCCUCUUUUGUACAAAAAGUGUUGUUAUAUUAGCCAACCCAAAAGUAGCAUUGUGGUUUUAGCUGUUUUGUACUCCUCAGAAUCUACCUUCAUAUCGUACUGUAGAAGCAUACCAGGUGAAUCAAUCUUGAUUUAACAGUCAGCUAAAAGGGAUGUUGUAGGGAAAUCUACAGUAUUUCAAAUCAGUAUUCUAGCAGGUCUCUUCCGGAGAACUCUUUAUCAGGUGCACCGUGAACUUCCUACUUACCAUUUUCCAGUGAAGCUGAAGCACUUGUAUUUUUACUUUUUUUCUAAUGAUAAUAUGUUGGAAUUAUGAGCAAUAUCUCCCAUUGUAUUAGAUAAGGUUGGAGUUGUUUUUGCCAUAAUGACAGUGGCUGCUCCGUAUUUUUUUCCGCAGGGCCAAUAAGUAUCUUUACACACACACGCUAUAUAUAUAUAUCCUGUUUUAUCUACAUUUGGUAACUUCCUAACAUGGUGCUAUUUUUUCCUUGUAAAGCAGUAUAGCAUAGAAAAUAAGAAAUCUAAGUUGCAGGGAAAGACCCUGCAUAGCUUUCCAGUUUGCUUAAAAACAGACCUCAAAAUUGUGAGCUGGCAAAUGUUACUGUAUGAAAACUCUACAGCAUAUUGUUUUUUUUUUCUGAACUGUAUACUUGUAGGCUUGGCAAAAUGAGAUGCUUUCCUCUUUUUGUAUGGUUUUGAGUAGGGAAGCAAACUUUGAGUGGCACAAGAUUUACGAGGGUUGAAUGAAAAGUAAUGCCUCCACCUUUGGAACUCCUCAACAGAUGGCAAUACUGGUAUGCAGCAGGUACUGGCUUGUUCAGUAGACGGUCCUCUACAGUUCCAUUUGGCGGGAAGCCUUAGCAUUGAACGGUUGUGUUGUUAAAGUGCUUAGUAUGGAACCCUGUGCAGACAGUCGGUCAAUGCGACUUAAGCAACGUGCAGUCACUGAAUUAUUGACAGCAGAUGAAUCACCCCAAAGGAGAUUCAUCAGAGAAUGCAAGCUGUUUAUGGAGAUUGUGUUGAUGUGAGUCCUGUGCAUCGUUGGGCGAGUAAGUUUAAAGAUGUUAAGGUGGGAACAUCUGACUUGCGUGACAAAGAGUUGGACGUCCUGUGACAACAACCACCGAGUUUUACAAGCAAAAGGUUGACACAUUGAUUCAGGACGAUCGUGGUAUCACUCGGAGAGAAAUGUCAAGCAUCAUCAGCAUUUCACAAGAACGUGUGAGUCACAUUAUUGUUUCGCUUGGCUAUCGGAAGAUCUGUGCACGAUGGGUCCUGUGAGACGCCGGUUGCGGAAACAGAGGGUUGACUUCUUCUGUGAUAGCUUCAGAAAACUUGUUCAUCGUUGGUAGAAAUGUAUCCAAUUGUCUGGUGAUUAUGUGGGAAAGUGAAUAGUGGUAGCUAAAGAGCACAUUCAAAGGAUUAUUUCUGUGUUUGAUUUAUUAAAAUAUUCCCAUCCAAACCGAAGUGACAAAGGUGGAGGCAUUACUUUUCAUUCAACUAUUUGCUGCUUGUCUAGGAUUGCCUCUCUGGGUGAAUAAAGAGGUUUACCGCAGUUUAAUGAGGCGGGGCAGAGGGACAAGGCCAUAAGGGUGUGAGAAUGUUUGCUUGACUUCAUUCAAAGAAUAUAGCAUUAUUGCAUCUCCAGUUUUCCCUUUGCAUGAGCUUCUGGCUCAUCGCUUGCACAUCAUAACGCUGCUUCUGCUCAAAGCCAAUUGGACAGAUGUAGGAUUUCUUUAUACAAAAUAGUAGGAAUGAGUGACUCCUAGGAGAUCUGGUGACACCUCUGCCAAAUCAGCAGUUUGAGAACACGUGAAUGUCUUGCUGACUUUCAAGCUUAUUUAUUUUUAUAUUUUAGUACGUCGACAUUUCCGAAUUUGAGCCUCCACUUUCGUUCUUGUAUGAUUCCCUAGGCUUCUCUUAACAACUGUGAAUUUUAACCCGAGAAGAUGCACGUGGCUUUCCUAACCCUUUGUUGACGUUUUCUUUCUGCUGAGGCUUCUUACAUAUUUGAGAUGUAUUUUUUUCUGUGGUUUAAACACUGAAAACACAGCUGUGGUUUUGCUUCGGAUGGGUGGCCUGGUAUAUAGUAACUGGAGCUUGUGAAAAAUCUAUAUAAAGUAUUCUGCAAAGUACUUUAUUUGGAAUAUAACCAACUUAGACACUUACUCCUGAUUUUUCUUCUCCUGGCUUUCAUUGCUUGAGUUAAAUUUUCUGGCUUGAGGUGAUUUAAGGAGCUCAAAGCUUUGUUUGAUAUUUUAAUGACUAGCCACCCUGGAAAAUAGAGUGUUGCCAUUUUUGUCAUU